Messenger RNA from Fusarium venenatum, 1362 nucleotides. The record is from RefSeq and is a predicted model, not a curated record. NCBI's taxonomy places the organism in Eukaryota, Fungi, Ascomycota, Sordariomycetes, Hypocreales, Nectriaceae.
AUGGCGAAAAGCUUCGAAAAUGCUCAUGUCGUGCAGGCUAAGCAUGAACAUGAUGAGAAGAAGGGAGCUGGUGAUGUAGCACCAACCUCUGCAUUUGUAGGCUUGACGCGUGCUCAGUCCGUCAGGAAGUUCUGGCGACUCUACGUUACCGGACUGGGUGUCUCCUUGGCGGGAAUGUAUGCUGGAUAUGCCAACUCAGUCAUCGGAAGUAUCAUUGUCAACGAAGGCUUCAUUGACAUUUUGAUUCAGACUAUUGCUCCAGUCACUGCAGAUAAAUUCGGUCGAAAAUUCAAUAUGUGGGGAGUGACGUUCUUUUUGACUCUGUCUAUCAUCAUCCAGGUUAUUGCACCCAACUGGUGGACGCUUCUCAUUGCUAGACUCGUGGCUGGCUGUGCAGGCGGUUUGAUGGGAACAUCAGUUAUGGUCUACAUCUCAGAGGUCUUCCUUGUCAUUGCUUUAAAGGUCCUCGGGGAAAGGAAUCCUACCGCCUUCCGUCAUAUCUUCUACUUAGAGUUUGUCUUCACUGGUCUUUGGCUUUUCCCUAUGCUUUAUCUUCCCGAAACACCCUCACUCUUUAUCCAGUAUGAGAUGGACGAGUCCUCAGCAACCGCCAAAUCUGGCAACGAAAACUCAGACUGGAAAGCUCUCUUCACCAGCAAGAUCAACAUGAAGAGAGCAGUCAUUUCAACUCUUCCUUUCACGUUCCAAAACAUCGUUGGAGUUCCACUGAUGUUUGGCUACACUACAUACUUCUUCCAACUGGCUGGAGUCAGCGAUCCAUUCUUGGGUAAUAUGGCCAAGCAGAUGGUUCUCGUAAUUGGCCGACGGACGCUCGUCAUGGGUGGUGGUGCAGCAAUGGCGGCCAUCUGCUUCGUUGUUGGCGGGUUGGGUUUCAUGAAGCAGACAAGUGCUUCAGGAAUAGUUUUGGUCGCCUUGUGUUCUAUUUGGGUGGUUGUAUAUGCAAACACACUCACUCCUAUUGGUUGGAUCAGCUUGGUCGAGAUCUCGAGUCCAAGCCUGCGUACUACGACGACAUUGAUUGCAGUAACUAUUCCAUACGCCACAGGUAUCUUAUUCAAUUAUACCGUUCCUCUAAUGCUGUCGAAUCAAAAUGCUGGGUGGGGCCAAAAGAUUGGCCUCUUCUUUGGGGGCAUCACAUUGGUCUAUUUGAUCCCCUGCUUUCUGAUGUUCCCCGAAACCAACAGUCGAACGUAUCGUGAGUUGGAUGAAUUAUUCGAGCGACGUGUUUCUGGUUGGAAAUUCGCAUCGACAAAAGCAUCGCGCCGGGAAGACCUCGAGGGAAAGGGUGGUGGAGAAAAGGGUGAAGGAGAAAAGGUCCAAAUCACGAGACUUAUUGUAUGA